Molecule: messenger RNA, 849 nt
Organism: Echinostoma caproni
Lineage: Eukaryota; Metazoa; Platyhelminthes; Trematoda; Plagiorchiida; Echinostomatidae
Source: the annotation of a GenBank genome assembly
AACCCACGUGGUUCAUUCUACACAAUCGGGAAUAAUGGAACAUUACACUUUCCGAAAAACAUUUGUGCUUCCGCGUUUGAGGAAGAAUUGAAAUUUUUUGAAAUUCUUCCCGAUCACUUGGGUGAUUGUUGUUACGAAGAAUAUCUGGAUCGAUGUCGAGAUAUCAAAGAUCGAGCAAUUGAUAAACUCCUCCCUUUGCGUCAACCCGACGAGACAGUGAUCACGUGUCGACAGAAAUUACGCAAUAUUUUUGACGAUCCAUCUUACAAUGAUGCGGCUCAAGUUGUGUACUACACCACCGGAUUUUUCAUCAUUGUGUCCGUGCUAUCCAAUAUGGCAGAGACAAUUACAGGCACCUCACCCGGGGAUAUAAAUCAUCCACGAACUUACGACACAGCGUGUGUGGCCAUUUUCACAGUAGAAUAUCUCGUUCGGCUGUACGCGGCCGAGUCACGUCUUCGCUAUGUUCGAUCAAUCAUGGCUCUGAUCGAUCUGGUAGCCAUUUUACCCUAUUAUAUCGGUCUGUUUGUCUCCGCAGACAAACACUUCUCAGGCUCAUUGGUGACGUUACGCGUGUUCCGUGUGUUUCGCAUAUUCAAAUUCUCUCGUCACAGUCAGGGUUUGCGAAUUUUGGGAUUCACAUUGCAAUCCUGUGCCCGGGAACUGGGCUUUUUACUGUUCAGUUUAACAUUGGUUGUGAUCAUUUUUGCCACUGUGAUCUACUAUAUUGAAAAAUUCGAUCAGACCUCCACUUUUUACAGCAUUCCAGCUUCAUCGUGGUACACGAUAGUGACCAUGACCACAUUGGGCAUUGAAAGUUCUGAGUUAUUUAUUAUGUUCAUCUUUUAG